Messenger RNA from Diaporthe amygdali, 1344 nucleotides. RefSeq lists its product as uncharacterized. NCBI's taxonomy places the organism in Eukaryota, Fungi, Ascomycota, Sordariomycetes, Diaporthales, Diaporthaceae. The record is from RefSeq and is a predicted model, not a curated record. The transcript has a single exon. The coding region runs from base 1 to 1344 and encodes 447 amino acids.
AUGGUCAACUCGCUGGACAUCCAGCUGCAGAACCAGACCAACUCGGGCCAGGUCUGGGCAUACAUCACCGGCAUCGCCAUCCAGAAUGACUGGAAGCGCAUGUUCCUCAAGGCCAACGGCAGAGAUGUCUACUAUCCGCAGCAGGUCUCGUCCAUCGGGUCGCCCCUGGCAGAAGACUGUGCCAUCCCGCUGGGCCCGCCUGGCAACACCAUCUCGGUGCACAUCCCCCAGAUCGCCGGCGGUCGCAUCUGGUUCGCCUGCGACAAGAAGCUUCAGUUCUUCCUGAACCCCGGGCCGGCAGUGGUCGAGCCCUCGGUCCUCAACCCCAGCGACCCAAAUGCCAAUGUCAACUUCUGCUUCGCCGAGUUCACCCUCAACAGCGACCAGCUGUUUGCCAACAUCAGCUACGUCGACUUUGUGUCGCGUCUGCCUAUUGCCCUGACGCUGCAGACAGCCGGCGGCGGGAUGCAGCACGUGUCGGGCAUGGCAGCGAACGGCAUCGACCAGCUCUGCGACGGCCUGCGCCAACAGGCCCAGAAGGACGGCCGGCCCUGGGACAAGCUGAUCGUCCAGCCCAAGGGGCAGCCGGUGCUGCGGGUGCUCAACCCAACGCACGGCGACGCGGCGGGCGCCAGCUUCGCAGGCUACUUUGAGCCGUACAUUGAGCAGGUGUGGCAGAGGCACAGCCAGAGCCCGAUGCGCAUCAACACGCAGGCCGCAGCGGGCGUCGUGGCGGGCAAGGUCAACGGCAAGGGCGAGCUCGUGUUCGGCGACGAGCCCUUCGGCAAGCCCACCAGCGCGGACGUGUUUGGGUGCAACAGCGGGCCCUUCACGACGGGCCCGUCGCCGUACCGCAACAGCGUCAUCCCCCGGCUGGCGGCUGGGUUCCAGCGCUCGGCGUUCCUGGCCGUCGACGACCACCCGUCGGACCCCUCGACAUUCUACCAGCGCGACCCGACCAACCACUACUGCAGGCUCGUGCACGCCGCCAAUCUCGACGGCAAGGGCUAUGCCUUUGCAUACGACGACGUCCAGCCGGACGGGGGGGCAGACCAGUCGGGGAAGGUGAACGCGGGCGAUCCCACGACGUUCAUCGUGGCCGUUGGUGGGAACAAUGCGUAUACCGGGGACCGCAUGCCACCGCCAGCCAAGACAACUGACUCGUCUGGCCCUCCUGUGCCAACUGCGACGAAGCCAGCUGCCGGCUCAGCUCAAGCCUCAUACGACGGUGCUAGCGAUGUUCCGCCACAAGCACCCACAUUGGACCAAUCCCAGCCUCAACCAGCACAUGUGUCGCGUCUGCAGCGCAUCUCAGCCAAGGCGCAGAAGUGGCUGAAUCGAUGA